Messenger RNA from Drosophila eugracilis, 1450 nucleotides. Its product is annotated as suppressor APC domain-containing protein 2. The coding region runs from base 248 to 1450 and encodes 400 amino acids. The record is from RefSeq and is a predicted model, not a curated record. NCBI's taxonomy places the organism in Eukaryota, Metazoa, Arthropoda, Insecta, Diptera, Drosophilidae. The transcript has 3 exons.
CGAACGGCCUCAAAAGGCUGCCAGAAGAGCCGCACGAAAGAACUGGAUUGCAUUUGGAUUUCAGGAGCCAACGUUUCCGCAUAGCUUGGGUAAGCAAAUUGGAUGCAAACUCUUUGUUUAUAAACAAUACAACAAAUCUGAGUGAUCUUAUAAUCAAAGACUGGAUUUGGAGCACACAUAACAUUCAAACACAUCGUUCAACAAAAACAACAAGCCGAUUCGGAACUCUGUUCUAAAAGUAAGCUUGAUGAAGAUGCUCGGCCAAAACAGCACCAGUUUGCUAAACCUCAGCAUCGGUGAUGGAGGAGGCAACCACGGACAGGUGCAAUCUCAAUCCCUGGACAUGGAUCCACUGCCAAAGCAGUUCGUUGUGUCCAUGAAGAAGCUAUUCGAUAUCCUGGACGAUAAGCAGAGCGGUUACGUGCGGUACACUGAUAUUGAGAAGGGCUGGCAGGACGAUGGUUCCAAAGGAUUACCGCGUGGGGUGCUGGACUCACUGCGUCGAGUCACUCCCCCCAGCAGUGGUCUGCUCUCUUUCGAGCGCUUCUGUGCUGGCCUCAAGUUGUGCCUUCUCCGCAAUCAACAGCAGGCAGUUGAGGACUCGAAAAUGAGGUCUCAUUCCCAGGUGAAUCUUUCUCCGGAAAUGGACUACAGUUCACCUGCACCACCGCCCAAGCCCCCACGACAGGUGUCCAAGUCACCUGCCUUGGGAAAAGCCGACAUACGCCAUGCCCUUCAGAAUUGGCAGCUAAACCUAAUGGCGGACGCCGGGAAACCGAAGGUUCCUCCGUCGAGAGAACAAUUUGAGCACCGUGGCUCUGCAGAUGGUGGUUCCUCAUCCACCUCCGCCUCGGCUACCGACUGGAGUCUUGCUCUCCCCGCGGUGCCCAAGAAAACAAGUAGCAAGCGCAGGGAAUCCCGAAGGCACACUUUGCAACACGGCAUCGAUUACAACAUGUUGAAGCGGAUGAAGCAGUUGGAGGAGCAGCGAGAACUGCUCCUUUUUGGACUCGAUGGUGUAGAAAAGGCGCGUGAUUGGUACAUGCAGCAAGUGCUGAACGUCCAGGAGCAGAUCAAGUAUUUCGGCCGCUUGGGAACCAGAUUUGAACAGUGGUCUGAGCUCCAGCAGGAGCGGCUUAACUUCCAACGUGCCCGUGUCCUAGAGGCGAAUCGAAGUCUCCAGAUUCUGGCAGAUACAUGGGAACACGGCGGAUACCCACUGCACAUAAACCUGGCCCUGCCGACGCCGACUGUCCCGAAACCACGACAGAUGUCCGAUCUUCUGAGCCGUGUCCGGGAGAAGACGCCGGUCUUGUCAAAUUUAUAUGAUCCACAUCACUCUCACUCCCAUCCGCAGUUUUUGCGUGCCAUGUCAAACUUCGUGCUUAGCCAACCCUCUCCGGUCAGCCAAUCCUCCGCCGGACUAGGAGACGCCGAUGUGGUAUACUGA